AUGUUGUUGGUUGAAGAACUAUUUUGGAAAAUUUUUAAAAAUAAAUUUUUAUUUAAUAAAAUUUUUGAACAUAUAGAAUCAACUGAAAUUGAUUACGAUGAUCAUAAACAAAUAACUGUUUUUAAUAAAAUUAAAUUUAAAUAUUUAACAACAUUUGGUUUCUUAAUUCUAGAGGAGCAAUAUGAAUUAAUAAAAUGUAAAUUAAAAAGUAAUGAUCACAUUAGUUUUAAUGAUACAAAUUCAAUAAGAAUAUUUUUUAAUAUGCUUCAAGUGAAUAUUAAUAAAAAUAAAAAUAAUAAUAAUAAUAAUAAUAAUAAUAAUAAUAAUAAUAAUAAUAAUAAUAAUAAUAAUAAUAAUAAUAAUAAUAAUAAUAAUGAAAGUGAAUUAUAUUUGGAAGAAUCAGUUAAAGAAAAUUUUAAAGAAAUUCUAACAUUGGUUCUAAGAAAAAGAAGAGAAGAAUUUGAGAUUAAAGAUUUAAUAAGAGAAGCUGUUAAUCACGAAAAUUAUGAAGCAUUAUUAAUAUUAUUAAAUGAUGAAUUCAAAUUCCAAGUUUUACCAGAUAUAAUAAUAUUAGCAUUACAAACUUGUAAAAAUCCAUUAAUUAUAAAAAUAUUAUUAGAAUCUCCUUAUUCAACAAUAACUCCAGAUAUAAUAAAUCAUUCACUUUAUUUAAUUUUUAAUAAUUAUAAUUUAAUUAAUAAUAAUAGUGUAAAACAUGAAUUAGCAAUUCAAAUAGUAUAUGAUAAUUUAUUUUCAAAGAAAGAAUAUGAUGUAACCAAAUUACAAAAAAUUAAUUUACAUAAUUUACUUUUAUUAAAAUCAACAGAAUUACAAAAUAAAUUAAUAGAUUUAAAUAUAAUUGAAACACCAGAUUCUAUACAUUUAGAAUUAUUUAAAUUUUCAAUGAAUUUAAAAUCAUUUUUAAUAUUUAUUAAAAUUUAUUAUAAAUAUUUUAAUAAUAAUAAUAAUAAUAAUAUUAAUAAAUCAAAAAUGAAUGAAAUUCCUAAAAUAAUUCAAGAUAAAAUUAAUAAUAUUAAUAAUGAAGAAGAAGAAGAAGAAGAUAAAUUAAAAGAAUUACAAAAAUUAUUAGUAAUCGAAACUAAAUCAUUACCAUUAUAUUUAAAAUAUUUAAUGAAAUGGGAUGAACCAAUUAAAGAAUUAAAAGAUUUAUUUUUAAUAAAUAAUAAAUUUAAAAAUGGUUCAUCCCAUAAUAAUAGAAUUAAAUUAUCAUCAAUAAUGUUUGCCAAUAGAAGUUUAAUUGAAAUUAUUGAAUUUUUACAAUUUGCAUAUUGUAAUGAAAAUAAUUAUUUGAAAUUGAAAUCAUUAAAUUAUGAAAAAUUUCAUUUUUUAAAUGUUUUUAAUUACAUUAUGAAAAGUAGUAAAUGCAAUUUUAAGAUUUAUAAUCAAUUUAUUAUAAUUGUAAAUAAAAUUUCAAAAAGUAAUAUUACCAAAUCGAAACUACCACUCACUUGGAAUUCAAUAUUACCAGAUAUAUUAAAUAAUAAAAAUAAAUUAUUAAUAUUAAUUAAAAAUAAAUCAACGAUUAAUUGGAUUUUUCAAAAUAUUGGAAUGAAAGAAAUUUCCAAUACAUUAAAUAAAAAUAAAUUUAAAUUUAAAUCAUUAGAAUUACUUCAAUUUUAUUUAAAAAAAAUUAAAGCUUUUGGUUUAAAAAAUGGAAACUUUCUUGAAAUUGAUGCAACUGAAUUAUGUAAAGAAGCAAUUGAAUCAUGUAAUCUUAAAGAAUUAAAAAUUUUAAAUGAAAUGGAUUUAUCACCAAUAAAACCAUUGGAUAUUAAUUUUUCACUUUUUAAAAAACAAAGAAAAGAAGAAAAAAAAGUAAUCAAAGAAGAAGAAGAAGAAGAAGAAGAACAUGAGGAAGAAGAAGAAGAAGAAGAACAAGAGGAAGAAGGAGAAGAAAAAGAAGAAUUAUUAACAAUUGAAAAUUUUAAAGAAAUGAUAAAUUAUUUAAAUCAAAUUAAUUUUAAAAUAAUUUCAAAUGAUAUGUUUGAUAGAUUCUUUAUUGCAGUUUUAAAAAGUUUUCCACAAUUAAUUGAAAUCAUUAAUACCACAAAAUUAAGAGUAUUGAAUAUUUUGAAUAUUUUAUUUGAUUCUCAAUAUUAUUUUGAUGAAAAUAAAAAUAUUAAUUAUUUAUUACCACUACUUUUAAAGUUUGAAUCUAAAAUUUUAAAAGAUUUAGAAUCUCAUCAAUAUAAUUUAUUAAGUAAUCAAGAAAAUGGUGAUGUUCUAUAUAAUAAAGAAUCAUUUGAAAAUAUUUUUAAAAUUAUUCAAUUUUGGGUAAAUCAAAUUCAACAAUUUUUGAAUGAUAAAACUAGUAUUGAUACAAGUGGUGAUGGUAUAAAUAUUAUAUUUACAAGAUUUUUAAAUCAUUUUUAUAGAGAAUUAUUAUCAAUUAAAUUAAUUAAAAAAGAUCAAGUUAUAGAAGUUAAUAAAUUUAUUAAUGGAAGAAUUCCAUCAUAUUUAAAUGAUAAUAAUUUAUAUUGUACAAUGCGUUACUUUUUCAUUUGUUCACCAAAGUUUACAAAGUAUUUAAUGUCAAGAUCAACAAUAGAAAAAAGAAGAAGUAUUGAUUAUGUAAAAAUAUGUUGUGAUCAAAUAAAUCCAAAUUUUCAAUUUUUUGAAACAAAUAUUUUAGAUCCAGAUAUCUUUACAAUUGAUUUCAUUUUUAAUUCAGAUUUUGGCACAGUAAUAAAUAGAUUAAUGGAUCAAUUAACAGAUUAUAAUUCAAAAUCAUUAAAUUUCAAUUUAAAUACCAAUUUAUCCUACUUUUUACAUAUAAGAAGGGUAGAUUUAUUUUUUGAAGAAUUUAAUAGAUUUAAAUUAUUUGAUAGUAGUACAAAUACAAAUACACCUAGAACAAUUGUUUUAAAUAAUUUAGAUUCACAGCAAAUAUUAAUAACACCAUAUAAUAAAAUAAAAGAAACUAGUAUUUAUUAUGAAAAACUUCAAGAAUUAAAUGAAAAAGAAGAUCGUUUAAAACAUUAUUCAAUUGAAGAGAAUUUAUAUUUAUUAAUGGUUAGAGCUUUAAAUGUUAAUGAAAUUCAAAGAUUCAUUGAAAUUCAUUAUGACCAUCCAUUAAUUCAUAAUAAAAUUUUAAAGUUUGCUUGUGGUGCUAAUAGAUUUGAAAUUGUGGAUUUCUUAACUUCAAAUUUUAUUGUUGAUUUUAGUGAAUUUUGGAAUAGUUUGUUCGAUAGUCCAAACACUGAUCAAUUAUUUCAACAUUUAUUCAACAAUUAUCCUGAAUUCAAAAAUAUAAUAGAUCAAUCAUUAUCAAAUUUAAUUGAAAAAGAAUUUAAAAACCUUCAAAUACUUCUUUUACAAUUAUUACCAUACAUUUUCCAUAAAAAUGAAUACCAACAUUUAUAUUCAAAAUUCUUAAACAACGCUUCAAAUAUUAAACAAGUAUUAACUGAAAUUAUGAAUUUAGAUAGUUUUGAUUUAUUAGUUGAAGACAUGAGAAAUGAAGAUUAUACAGAUGAUGAUUUUGAGGAAGAAGAAGAAAUGGAAGAAGAAGAAGAAGAAGAAGAAGAAGAAGAAGAAGAAGAAGAAGAAGAAGAAGAAGAAGAAGAAGAAGAAGAAGAAGAAGAAGAAGAAGAAGAAGAAGGAAAUGAAGAAGUAGUAGACGAUCAAGAAAUGGGAGAAUAUGAUCAACAUGAAGAAUUAGGAGUAGAAGAAGGAAAUGAACAAGUAGGAGAUGAUGAACAUUUAUAUAAUACAGUAAAAAAUAUAUUAAAUUUAGAUGAUUCUAUAAAAGUUUUAAAAGAAUUAGCAUGUAGUAAUAUUGAAAAUAGACAAUUUCAAACUAAUAUAUUCACAAUUUCAUUUUUAAAUGGAUAUUCAACUCUUUGUGAAAUGAUUUUAAAUUAUUUUCCAAAUAAAUUUCAAAUAACAAAAUCAUUAAUUGAUAAAUCAUUAAGAACUUCAAAUAUUGAAAUCAUCAAAUACUUUUAUAAAAAUAAAACAAUUGAAAAACAUAGAAUAUUAAAUUAUGUAAAUCAACAAUUAAAAAAUCAUACAAAUUUUAAAUAUUUAGAUUGGAUAAAAUAA
This is a messenger RNA of Dictyostelium discoideum AX4, 4065 nucleotides long. RefSeq lists its product as hypothetical. The record is from RefSeq and is a predicted model, not a curated record. The transcript is spliced from 2 exons. Lineage: Eukaryota; Evosea; Eumycetozoa; Dictyosteliales; Dictyosteliaceae. The coding region runs from base 1 to 4065 and encodes 1354 amino acids.